GGAAAGCGCGGUCGGGUUUGAAAAUAGGAACGACCUUUGAUUUAAAAAUUGUUGGUCGCUUGGUUGAUCGUAUCGACACUUCUAUUUGAGUAGUAUCAGCCGGCUGGAAUGUAAUUAAGUCGAGAAUUCAUAUGCAUUUCAUCGGGAGAAUUACUCCGACGGCUGGAAUUGUGCAAUUCCAGCUAACUGAUCAAGUUGCUCGUUACAACUUACUCCUAUUCUGAAUUGUAACGGAUUCUUAAUUCCAUGCCAGUUCAUCUGGCCGUAAUUAUCAGACAUUAUGAAAAAGAAAAGAUCUGUUGCUACCGAAUUAGUUCAACGUGCUUCAUCUAUAUUACCAGCAUUUACUGAUAUAUUUGAUGAAGAAACAUUUUAUAUAUUUUUUAUUUGUCUUGUUAUUUUCUCAUUUAUUAUAGCAUUUAGUAUAGCUAAAUAUUUCGAUGUAACAAUUAAAGAUGCAGAUCAUUUAAAAUUAACUAAACGACAAAAAUUAAAACGACACCACUAUUCAAUGAAUCAACAAAAAUGA
This is a messenger RNA of Schistosoma guineensis, 529 nucleotides long. NCBI's taxonomy places the organism in Eukaryota, Metazoa, Platyhelminthes, Trematoda, Strigeidida, Schistosomatidae. The record is from the annotation of a GenBank genome assembly.